AUGAAUUCCGGCCCUGAAAGGUUGAAGACCGGAAUAUCACCUCCCUUGUCUUCGAUAAUAUUCCAAGAUACGUCACAGAAUCUAUUUAUAAUAGAUAUACCGGCAUCAAUCAGCUUGACCCAGCAAUUACCAGGCAAUAUCAAAAGUUUUCCAUGGUCCAGGAUACCACUAAUAUACUCUUCAGAGGCCAUCGGUAGCCCGUACAGUGGACCAUCCCCCGAACCAAAGACAGCUUUGCGGAGAGAGAAGGUCCUCAAAUACGUCUCUCCUGAAGAACGUGAAUAUCAUGCAUUGAUAUGUGCAUUUGUUGAAGAUGAGAUAGGGAAGCUCCGGGAGAAUUUCCAGGGCCAAUGGUGUUAUAUCAGACAUUUAUUACCGCCUGAUAACGAGGCAGGCUUCCCUUUACUUUCAAAGAUAUACCUGGGUUCAGACGAGCCAGAGUUGGAGUUUAAUCAAGGACAAAACCACCAAGAUCUCACCUCAAAAUCUCCACCAGUUAUUCUUUCACCCGAAUUAAACGCCUUCUCAUCUGGCAGAGACAUUUACAAUGCACUCAUAAAGAACCCUGGUUCAUAUCAAACCACAAUAAAGCUUUCUAGGAUUCUCGACUCGACCAGAGUUGACGAAGACUCUGAUCUGGGGAACCCAAUUCUCUUUCGAAUCCCACCCAAAUCAACCUUUAUACUGACGCAUAUUCAAUCAAGCCUACCAUGUUUAACCAACCCUCUUUCUAUGAUUCCCCCUAGCCAAAAAUUUGACUUCAUCCUUGCGGAUCCACCAUGGCCCAACCGGUCAGCUAAACGCUCAAAACAGUAUAUUACUUUGUCGUUUGAUGAUCUAGAGCUUCUGAUGGGAAAUAUUACACGAAAAUUUCUUACAUCUUCUGGUAUAAUAGCCAUUUGGGUUACAAAUUCCGGAAAGGCACGGCGAGCAGUCGAAAGUGCUUUUCAGGCGGUUGGCGUGAAUAAAGUUGAGGAGUGGAUAUGGGUUAAAACGACAGUUACUGGAGAGAUGGUGACCGCACUUGAUGGGGUAUGGAGAAAGCCAUAUGAAGUCCUGAUAGUAGGGAGAGCAGGCUGGCAAGAGCAUGGUAUCAGGAGGAGGAUUAUUGCAGGGGUACCGGAUAUACAUUCCCGAAAACCAGUGAUAAGGGAGUUAGUUGAGAAGGCCUUUUUUGAUAACGAAGAAUACACCGCCUUGGAAGUGUUUGCGCGCUAUUUAACCGCGGGUUGGUGGGCUGUAGGGGAUGAGGUAAUGAGAUUCAACUGGGAUGGCUGGUGGGCAGACUAG
Molecule: messenger RNA, 1290 nt
Organism: Trichophyton benhamiae CBS 112371
Lineage: Eukaryota; Fungi; Ascomycota; Eurotiomycetes; Onygenales; Arthrodermataceae
Product: MT-A70 family protein
Exons: 1
Coding region: 1-1290 (429 amino acids)
Cellular component (GO): nucleus; RNA N6-methyladenosine methyltransferase complex
Molecular function (GO): nucleic acid binding; methyltransferase activity
Source: RefSeq, a predicted model, not a curated record